AUGGCUGCCCUCGUCAUGCUCUCUGUUGCUGUCCUCCUCGGCCUCCUACUGCCUUCCUCCACAGCCGACAGAUGUUUUCUCAGAAACGGCGAAACGCUGAAGAACGGCGAUUCCCUCACCCAAGGGGACUAUGCCUUGACCAUGCAGACCGACUGCGGCCUGGUGUUGUACCACAACGGCCAGCCCGUGCGGAACAUCUCUGAAGAUACCAUCGGCAAAGGCGAAAACUGCCUCCUCCACCUUCAUGACAACGGCGACCUCGCAAUCUACAACUAUAAGGACGAAAUCCCGAUAUUUAUUUGGGCGACCGGCACCAACGGCGUCGAUGGGCAUUACAUCCUUGUCCUGAUGACCGACGCCGUCGCCAUCUAUGGCCCCGAAAAAAUAUUUUACGACGGCCCCUACUUGCAACCCAAGAACAGGAAGAUCGCCAUGAAACAAAAGACUGACAAUUUUGAACUAGAAAAGGUUCAAGGAGAAAUUGCUAAAUGUAAAAGACAAUUAGAUUUUGCUGAAGAGGCUAUAGUCUAG
Molecule: messenger RNA, 531 nt
Organism: Zingiber officinale
Lineage: Eukaryota; Viridiplantae; Streptophyta; Magnoliopsida; Zingiberales; Zingiberaceae
Product: curculin-2-like
Exons: 2
Coding region: 1-531 (176 amino acids)
Source: RefSeq, a predicted model, not a curated record